Messenger RNA from Brassica rapa (field mustard), 807 nucleotides. Its product is annotated as receptor-like protein 51. Gene Ontology annotation, molecular function: protein binding. The record is from RefSeq and is a predicted model, not a curated record. NCBI's taxonomy places the organism in Eukaryota, Viridiplantae, Streptophyta, Magnoliopsida, Brassicales, Brassicaceae.
AUGUCUUCUACACCAAGACUUAGCCUUUACUUCCGUUACCGUUACUCCUCUUCUCAGCCACUAUCUACGCCGCUCCUUUCCCUCUCCCCAACCCCAUCUCCAACCAUCUCCCCCGUCCCACGCACCUCCCCCACUCCCCCUCGCACAUCCUCCACCUCCCCACUCGACCCAAAGCAGCUCAAAGCCUUCGAAUCCCUCAACAUCCCCACCCUCAAGAACCCCUGCGACCACCACCACCCCUCCUCCUCCAAAAAACCCCCCACCACCGUCGUAACCUGCGACACCGGCUCCCCAUUCCGCCUCGUCACCUCCCUCUCCUUCACAAACUGCUCCUCCGAUCUCUCCAUCUCCUCCACAGCCCUCAAAGCCCUUUCCCCCUCCCUCACUUCCCUCUCUUUCCACAACUGCCCUUCCCUCUCCGCUCCCCCUCACCUCCCGGACUCGCUCCACUCCUUCUCCGCCGUCUCCUCCUUCCCCCGCCUCUCGGGACUCUCCCUCGCUCGCCUCGUCAACCUCACCGACAUCACUGUCUCCUCCGUCCCUGUCUCCACCUCGGGGCUAUUCGUCAUCCUCGGGAACAUGCACGACAUCGUCUCCCUCACCAUCUCCCACGCCAAUCUCUCCGGGAACAUCCCAAAAUCCUUCCACUCGAAUCUCACAUUCAUCGACUUAUCCGAUAAUCUCAUCAAAGGACCAAUACCCACUUCGAUUACUCUCCUCUCCAGCCUCAAAGCUUUAAACUUGUCGUCGAACUUGAUCUCCGGCGAGAUACCCGACAGCAUCGGGAGUCGAAAAUUGAAUGUGUGA